AUGACAUACCUGUCUACCGGAGGUGGCAGUGGCGCCAUCAUGUGCGGAUGUGGCGGCAUAGGGGGAUGUGGGGGGUGCGGGUGGAAGGGUGAGCCGGGCGGCGCAAACCCGGGCCCGGGAAAGUGUGGCUGCUGCGGCGGCCCGGGAGGGAAGCCGCCGCCGGAACCGGGGCGUGCGGACGGCGAGCCAAACGGUCCCGGAGCAGCGUACGGCGGGCCCGCGAACCCCGGCCCCGGCGUGGACGGCGCUGGGGAGGCCGCGAACGCUGGGCCGGCGGGUGAGCCGGCGGGCGGCGCGAACGACGCGAACGGCGGCUCACUGUUGCCGCUCUUCCACGCCGCCGGCACCCCGGCGCCGCUCUCGUCCAGCGCCGGCACGCGCCGCUGCAGGCCCACCGACAUCUGUACCAGGAGAACAACGUUAAUAAACUCAGAAAUUUCUCAAGGUCUGAAGCUCAUUUAUAAGACACUUCUCCAGACAGUAUUGGCAAAGCUGUUUACGCGCUGA
This is a messenger RNA of Arctia plantaginis, 507 nucleotides long. The record is from the annotation of a GenBank genome assembly. NCBI's taxonomy places the organism in Eukaryota, Metazoa, Arthropoda, Insecta, Lepidoptera, Erebidae.